AUGGUGUUAAUUCAAGAUGCCAUUGGAGAAAAGGUGGGCAAGUUUCUCCAACUAGUAUCAACGUUUCUGGGUGGCUUUAUUAACGCAUUUGCGAGAGGCUGGCUUCUGUCCCUGAGUUAUGCUCAAAUCAGGUUAACGAGGGGUUUUGGUGCUGAUGCCAAGGAAAUUUAUGAACAAGCGAGCACAAUUGCCAGAGAUGCCUCUUCUGUUUUUAUGCUGCCCUUUUACGUCCGAUUCUCUUUGUACACAAUGGGACAGCAGAAGUUGGGCAAGUCUUCCAGUCGAGUUCGCUUGCUCGGGCUUUUACCAAAGUGCAAGAUGCAGCUGUCUCCAUUUUCAGGAUUAUUGAUAGGAUAUCCUAGAUUGACGCAGGCUCUGAGAUAGGAACAACACUAGACACGGUGGAAGGGAAUAUGGAGUUGCAGCAUGUGAGCUUCAAGUACCCUGCUCGUACUGACGUGCAAAUCUUCAGAGAUUUGUGCUUGAGGAUACCAUCUGGCAAGACUUGUGCUUGUUGGGGAAAGCGGAAGUGGGAAAUUGAGUGAUAGCCUUGAUCGAGAGGUUCUACGAUCCCGAAUCUGGCGCCAUCUUUCUACAUGGGGUUGAUCUGAAGACCCUCAAGCUCAGCUGGCUCAGGCAGCAGAUUGGUCUGGUAGGCCAAGAACCCGUUCUCUUUAAUGACACCAUCAAAGCAAACAUCGCCUGCGGCAAGAAUGAGCAGGUAUCCGGUGGGGGCUACGCAUCCCUUGUUGCCAUGCAGUCUAGCAGCUCAUGAACUGAACACACUAGCAACAAUUCUCUUGCUUCGUAGUGGUAGGACGAGAGUACAGAAUAGUCUUUGCCGAUUUCAGUUGGUUUUUCUUUUUUCAGUGUAUGAAAAUGACCAUAUUGUCACCGCAGCACCAUGCUGUCAACGCAGCAACAAGACAGGCUUCCAAUCAUUAUUUCCCGAAGGGUAAUGGAUAGGUUUUUCAUUGAUAACUUCCACUCCUUUCACUUGGUUUUGUUGGCACCUCUUCCAUAUACUUACAGCAUUGCUAAGGGCUAAGGCCGUUUCAAUCUGCUGAGUGCCCUGUUGCUGCUGGAAAUACAAUGAAUAGAUCCUACAGCUUUUCUGAGCUUGAAAUUCUCGACGGUUUAUUCCUAGAUUACAAGAAACCUUUGCUGUCGUCAAUCAAAUCUUCCAUAGUCGAUCUAGCAAUACAAACGCACAUGAUCCCAUUGCGUGUACGCCUUCAAUUUUUUAGUCAUCUAAUCUUGACCUUCGAACUCUGAUCCAAUAGCAGAAAGGAAUUAGCAGGGAGGGACUUAGUGAACUAGGUAGGGCCCAUGUUGACGUGUACAAAGUCCGACAUGGAGGAAAUGAGUCGGGACACCAUAUACAAGCAACUCCCCUUCUAUGCUAAGUUAGCUGACUGCUCCUUCGUGGAUAGAUGCCUAUUUAUGCACUGUAUAGAUUAAGAUCUCUCCUGACCUGGUCCACUUAAAAGAAUACCUCUUUUUGCAGAAUCGAUUGCUUGCAAUGAACUAUAUUGAUGAGGGUUCAGAUGACAAGCUUUAUGAUGCUCAGAGGUCCUUCUAUGCACUAUUAGCAAUGGAUGUGCCAUUUUUUAUGUUACUCCGUAGCAUGAUUUGUGUUUCUACAUGGUAUUAAUACUAUUAAGUACUUCCUCUUGCAGUGUCAGACUUUGAGAUAGUAGUUACUAGAGGCAUAUUGCUAAUGUUGUUUAUGUCUUCACAGUUUAUAUAUUUCACUGCAUUUUUUUGAGUUUGAGAGCACUUUAGCAUAACACUGGUAGUUUUAUACGUUUCAUUUGCUUACUUUGAGAGCACCUGAGCCAAACACUGGUAGUUCUAUACAUUUCGUUUGUUGAGUUCUAGAUCACCUGAUCCAAACAUUGAUGCUUCUCUAUAUAUAUCUGAACAGGGUGAGGCUAAGAGUGCAGAGCUGAUAGGCCAGGCCAUGGCCGACAACCCUGCAUUUGUCGCUUUCAGGUGGAUGAAGCUGACAUGGAGAUCGUCCAUACCAUCAUAAGCUCCAACAACAAGGUGUUCCUGGACUCCAGUGACCUGCUGCUCGGGCUCCAGGCCUCCAGCAGCUCAACAUCGUGGGCAAAGACAAGAAAUGAGACUGUUCUCCAUGGAAGAAGAGUAAUUUUGGGAUGAACGAGCACUGUAGUUUUCAGAACAUGAAAUGCGCCCUUGUCUGUGUCUAGGAUUCACUCUCACAGAACAUGAAAUGUGCUCUUGUCACUGUCUAGGAUUCACUCUCACAUAACAUGAAAUGAGCCCUUGCUGUUGCAAAUUGCUUUGUGAAAUUUGCAGUUGAACUGUCAGAUACUUUUGCUGUAUGAACCGCUGGGAGAAGGUUUAAUAGGAACGGUUUUGUAGCUUA
This is a messenger RNA of Lolium rigidum, 2395 nucleotides long. RefSeq names its product ABC transporter B family member 11-like. Bases 1 to 384 code for a protein of 127 amino acids. The transcript has 6 exons. NCBI's taxonomy places the organism in Eukaryota, Viridiplantae, Streptophyta, Magnoliopsida, Poales, Poaceae. Gene Ontology annotation, molecular function: ATP binding. Gene Ontology annotation, cellular component: membrane. The record is from RefSeq and is a predicted model, not a curated record.